Messenger RNA from Morone saxatilis (striped sea-bass), 4980 nucleotides. It is a transcript of the gene snx2, whose product is annotated as sorting nexin 2. Gene Ontology annotation, molecular function: phosphatidylinositol binding. Gene Ontology annotation, biological process: early endosome to Golgi transport. The record is from RefSeq and is a predicted model, not a curated record. The coding region runs from base 133 to 1662 and encodes 509 amino acids. The transcript has 15 exons. NCBI's taxonomy places the organism in Eukaryota, Metazoa, Chordata, Actinopteri, Moronidae. Gene Ontology annotation, cellular component: endosome; endosome membrane.
CUCCUCCCCCUCCCCUCCUCUGUCAGUCGACUGUUUGCUCUGUCUGUCGGUGUGUGUGUCUGUGUGUGUAUGUGUGUGUCUGUUAGCUAGCUGUUAGCUAUCAUCACCAUCAACCGCAGGAACGACGCGAACAUGGCGGACACAGCCAGGGACCCUCCACCGGCGCACACCGACUUCCAGGAGCUGGAGGACGGGGAGGACCUGUUCCUGGAGCCGGCCGUAAUACAGGAGUCAGGACCAGCCAGUCUACCUGCUGAAGACAUCAGCGCCAACUCGAAUGGACCCAAACAGGAUUCACUGUUUGAUGACGAUCCAGAGGACCUGUUCGCAGAGGCCACGGAGGAGGUCUCGUUGGACAGUCCAGAGAGAGAAGUCCUGCUGUCUGACGGCCCGUCACCUGCCAUCACGCCCAUCACCCCUCCCACCUCUGUCAUCACCCCUCGCAUCGGCCUCGCCCACGACGACAUGUUCACACACUCCUCCUUCGAUGAGAUUGAAGAAGAGGAGGGUGGCGAUUCAUUCGACAUGCACAUAUCAGUGUCUGACCCUGAGAAAGUUGGUGAUGGGAUGAAUGCGUACAUGGCCUACAAAGUGACAACCAAGACCUCCAUGUCUCUGUUUAAGACUGAUGAGUUUUCAGUAAAAAGGCGUUUCAGUGAUUUUCUGGGUCUGCACAGUAAACUGGCCUCCAAGUACCUGCACAUAGGCUACAUCGUCCCCCCUGCACCGGAGAAAAGCAUUGUGGGGAUGACCAAGGUAAAGGUGGGGAAGGAGGACCAGUCGUCCAACGAGUUUGUGGAGAAGAGGAGGUCGGCGCUCGAGAGGUAUCUGAUGAGAACAGUGAAGCACCCCAUCCUGCUGAAGGAUCCUGAUGUCCUGCAGUUUCUGGAGAGCUCAGAGUUGCCGCGGGCAGUCAGCACUCAGGCUCUGAGCAGCGCCGGACUUCUCCGAAUGGUCAACAAGGCUGCAGACGCCGUCAACAAGAUGACCAUCAAGAUGAACGAGUCAGACGCAUGGUUUGAGGAGAAGCAGCAGCAUUUUGAGAAUCUGGAUGUUCAGCUGAGGAAACUUCAUGCCAGUGUGGAGUCUUUGGUCUGUCACAGGAAAGAGCUGUCGGUGAAUACGGCGCAGUUCGCCAAGUCGGCGGCCAUGUUGGGGAACAGCGAGGACCACACGGCUCUGUCCCGAGCUCUGUCCCAGCUGGCCGAGGUGGAGGAGAAGAUUGACCAGCUGCACCAGGACCAGGCCAACGCAGAUUUCUACCUCUUUUCUGAGUUACUGGGCGACUACGUCCGCCUCAUCACCGCCGUCAAGGGUGUGUUUGACCACCGUAUGAAGACGUGGCAGAAGUGGCAGGACAGUCAGUUGCUCUUGCAGAAGAAACGAGAAGCUGAAGCCAAACUGCAGUUCACCAACAAACCAGACAAACUGCAGCAGGCCAAAGACGAGAUCAAAGAGCUGGAGGGGAAGGUCCAGCAGGGAGAGAGAGACUUUGAACAAAUCUCCAAAACCAUACGCAAAGAAGUCAGCAGGUUUGAGAAAGAGAGAGUGAAGGACUUUAAAACGAUCAUUAUCAAAUAUCUGGAGUCACUGGUUCAGACACAACAGCAGCUGAUAAAAUACUGGGAUGCCUUCUUACCUGAGGCCAAGGCCAUCUCAUAGAGUCCGCACAUACACAACAGACAGUCCUGACUGGCUCCGGUCAAACAACACUACCCAUAAUGCACCUGUUCUCCCGGGUCACUGUCAUCCUCCUGUUUGUGCCCAGAGUGAAGAAGAGAAGUGAGACAGUGAAUCAGCUGGAAGUGACUUUUCUGCAGUUAUAAAAAUCAACAACAAAACUCUCUUGAACUCACAGUUCACCAUCUUUCAGUCCUCUCUUUUCUUUCUGCUGAGCUCAGUGCUGUAUUCACGUUCUGUGAGAAUCAUUGUCCUCCUGAUUGAUGCUUUCACAAUUAUAGUAUACAGUUUUGCACUCCUCAUUCUAUUUCCUUGUUAGUGUUAAUACAAAUUAAGUCUUAAUUUAAAAAAAACCCAUGUGGGAUUUUUCAAACCGAAAGCUCAUAAUCACGUAAGACAUGAAUGCAGCACUAAUUAUGAUCCUUGUGAUGGCUUUCCUCUACACACAAACAGAUUCUAAUAUGGUGUCAGUUUUUAUAGCUGGAGCACUUGUUAAUUUAUUUUUUCACCAGACACAAGGUGAAUGGGUGAGUAGAGAAGUAAGUGGAGGAAUUUCACUAUAUUGUAUUUGAGUUUAUUUUAGGGAUAACACCAAUGUCCAUCAACAAAGACAGAUAUCCACAUUCUAAGGUAAAGAGAUUGUUUUGUUUUUUCAGUUUUGUGUUUGGAUGUAUGGAAGCACCUUCCUGCCAUAAAAGAUCAAAAGUCAGGAAUUGUAAAAGUAAAAAUUGUCAGGGAAUGUCAAAAUGAAGUCAGGUCUAGGGUACAAUCAAAAAUGUGACUUUGUUAUAAGAGAGGUUUAAAUUCUGACAGAAAAUGAUGAGACACUAAAUCCUUAAUCAGAAAAAAACAGUGGGUGUGUAUUUAAUGCCUUACACCACAUCCAGUUUUAUUCUGCUCAUUCCUGUUUGCUUUUACAAACAUGUUUCUCUCUUAUCUGUUGCUAUAUAGUUUUAUUUUUUUCAUAAGUCUCCACUACAAGAAUACAUUUUUUAGGCUAAAUUAAUGACUCAAAGAGCAAAGAAUCAUGCACAAUCUGAGAUACAUACUUUUCAUAUUCACAUUUUCACAAUGAAGCACAGUAUCUGUGAGGAAAUAUUCUAAACUUAAGCAUCACCUACUAGCAUUUUCCGGGCCUUUUUGUUUAUGUUACGCUUUUAUUUUUUCACAAAUAAAACAGAACACAGGUGUCAACAUGGACCUAAGUAUGGUACCUCUGUCAUGUGAUAUCAGGUGCAAGCAAGUUUACUUAAAAACGCUGUGAGAUAUGGACGAAAACAAAACAGAAAAUUGUAGUACAGCUAUGUACAACAUUAGUCUUCUUUAGGUACCCUAUUUAGCACUUACGAGCAGUAUAUAAACUGCUAAUAAAUGGUUAAUAAUGCACCGUAAUUGGUUGUAAGCACAGCUGUGGACACCCAUCACUAGAGGUUGGUGUAUAAACCGAUUAUGAAUGAUAAUAUUGUAAAACACAAUAACAAUAUUAUAAAAUAUGUCUUCAUAGGACCAAUUGUAAUUGUUGACAAAAACUUUAUAUUAGUAAACACUUAAAAAAUGUUCUUGUAACUGUUUAGAACUACAAUAUAGGGUGUUUUAAAUGAACUGUUUGUGUACUGCUUAUAAAUGCUAAAUAUGGGCACUUAAAGUAAAUCAUUCCUGACUUUUCUUUAGUUCUAGUUUUCUUGGAAAGAAAGGGCUUCCAUACAUUGUCCCUAAAUACUAUUAUUAUUAUUAUUAAUUAUAAAUAAAUUCUCUGGGAAUUGUCCUCCACUAUCAGUUGUUAUGCUAACAGUGCAAACACCUUUUUUUUUUUUCUUAGAAUAGAACAGGAAGUAUACAUGGGACCUUUGCUCCACUAAAAUACCCAAAACAAACUUUGAAAUCAGAAUAUUUUUAUUUUGGAGUUUAGAACAUGAGCUGUGAAACUGAUCUGGAGUCAGUGAAGGACAACUGAAUGCAUCCUUUUGCUAUUUUGUGUCUUGUACUUCCCGUCACCUGUUGAGUCCCCUUACUUCCCCUUAUGCCUUUCAAAACAACAGCCCUUAAUUUUGUUGCUGUAUGAUCGUGAGUGAAGGCAACAUUUUCUGUUUCUGCCCUCUUUGAGACAAUGAGAGUGGAGGAGGAAGAAUCUCACUUUCUGGUUCAGUUCACUGCUGCUUUCAGAUGAAAAUGUCCACACCUAGUUAAUAAGAAUAAACUCUGUUUUUAAUGUAUACUAGGAUGGUGAAUUUCCCUAGAUGCAGUAAGCCCAUUUUCACUUUAAUUCAUCUGCAUCGUUGGUGUUUAGAAAGUAUUCACAAAAAAGAAAACCCAAUCAAAUCCAGGUGUAAAUGCUGGUGAACUAUAAGCACCCAUUGAAUGUCGUCAGGGAUGCAUUUCAUAAUUAUAACAACCUUGUAAGCAUUGAUUUGGUCAAAUUAUGUUUGGACAUCUAGUUUAAAUCAGGAAAAAAAAGUUUUAAAGGUUAGUUUUUUGUCAUCUACAUUACAUAUAACUAUUAUAUAAAACAGCAUGUAGUACUUCACUCUGAAAUAGUCAUUUAAACACUGCUGAAACCACAGUUACAGCUCUGCCUAUAUGGUCUUUUGAUCUGUCGAUCACCAAAUUAGUGCUUACUGGUAAGGUUGUAAAAUAAAGUUUAGGAUUUUGAUGGAUGGAGUACCUGCGAGACAAGAAGUCAAAAUAAAAAUAUUUGUUUUCAAAGAGUUAUAAUCUUAUAAAGUUAUAAAAUUUUUAGUUAAUCUUACGUUAUCAUUACCAACUGAAUUAGACUGACAGGCUAAACUAUUCAAGUAAGAUCCAGUAUGUAAACUGUAAGUGUAAACUGCAACACAUUGUCCACAUUCUAACAGUGCCUGUUCACAAAGAAAUGCAUCGCUCAAUAGAAUCACUUUUGACCAACAGAACAAUGCAGCUUUUCUCCGUAGCAUUAUUGUAGUUUUUUCUUCCCAAGUGCCCAUGGGGGAAAAUGUUUCUCCCCUGCAUUGCUCCUGUUAUCUGUCUGAACGAGGUCUUGAGGGGCCUAAACGGUCUUGCUGUGGAAGAAUCAAAUCAAACUAGAGAGUUAAAAAAGUGAACCGAUCUCUGUCAAGUCACAUUAGAUCAACGUUCAAUCAUAUGAUACAAAUAAACAGUCAUAUCCAAAACAAUUACCAAGCAGCAGUUCAGAACUGAGUAUGAAAGCUUGCAGUGUGGAGAGAACCUUGGUGUUUUUCUUCCUCCUGUUGUUUGCCACAAAGAGGAGACUUUGAUGUUUUGAAUUUUGGUUGAUUAAACUCGACAGAAAAAAAAAAAAAAAAA